Molecule: messenger RNA, 833 nt
Organism: Dimorphilus gyrociliatus
Lineage: Eukaryota; Metazoa; Annelida; Polychaeta; Dinophilidae
Source: the annotation of a GenBank genome assembly
GCAAAUCGGUUUUGAAAAACAUGGAUCAACGUGAUUUGAUAGAAAUAGAAGGAUUUCAAGCCAUACCAUGGACAACAACUGCUAAAAGUAAAAUACUUCACUACUUUUAUAUAAAAGAACACAAUGUUGAAAAUCCCAGCAGUUUGAAACCAUUAAAAAAAACUCUUAUAGUACUUAAUGUUCCUCCGUACGCAGAUAAGAAUCAUAUUUUCAAUUUUUUCGAGAGAUGUGGAAAAAUAACAAGAGUUAUAAUUCAAUCGAAGCCUUCGAGUGCCGAUGUUACUGAAGGCGGAAAAUACUUUAAUAAGACAUCUCCACCAGAGGGUUAUAAAGUAGCCUACGUUAUCUUUCAUAAUACUAAAGCAUUAAAAAACGCUUUGAGUUUAUCAUCAACUAAAAGUCAGUCAUUAUCAACCGAAAAAUGCCCAUUUAAAGGAUUUAAACAACGACUAGCUGAGGAGAAAAAAGAUCAAUUCAAUAUUAAUAUAACAGACCUUCAAGAAGAAAUUACAAAGUAUAUGAAAGAUUAUGAUACUAAAAUUGCGGAACAAGUUAAAAGAGAGAAAGAAAUGGAUGGAGAGCCUGACGAUGGAGGAUGGGUUACAGUUACUCGUCAUGGAAAGACGAAAGGCACUCCUAGAACGGAAGCUCAUGAAAAGCGAGCCUUAUUAAAAGAGAAAAAAAAGAAGGGAAACCAGGAACUCUUAAAAUUUUACUCUUUCCAAUGGACGAAGGAGAAAGAAGAACAAUUAUCGAAGCUGAAAGAGAAAUUCGAGGAAGACAAAAGAAAAGUUCAUAAAAUGAGGCAGGAACGAAAGUUCCGUCCUUAUUAA